AUUCAGGAGGGUUGGCCGAGUGGUCUAAGGCGGCAGACUUAAGAUCUGUUGGAGAGUUCUCCGCGCGAGUUCGAACCUCGCAUCCUUCAUUAUUUUUGGUGAGUUAAUUUAUCUUGGACGAGUUCUGACACCAUCCCGCGACACAAGCCUGGCUCGAUCCUUUUAUCAAGGCCACUAAUAGUAAUUGACUGGGAACUUAUAUACAGUAGCGAGGUUAGGAAUAGAAUGUAGACAACGUCGAUACCAGCUUGAGAUAAAUCCGAAAUCCAUUGAAAUACUGCAUAGACUCGAUGUUCACUUCAUCAUGACACGUACAUAUCUUAACAAUAAAACAUGUACAAUUCUUGAUUUGCCGAGCAUAUUUGUUUAAAGGUGUUCAAAUACCGAAGGAUCAACUGAAAACCUGAGAUUUACAACAUGGAUAUUUUAGGGAUUAAAGUUGCCCCUUUUCUCAAAGUCAUCUUAUGCAACACGAAUCUAGAAAAUGGACCCCCAAGACCUCGAACCCCAAACCACAACAUUCCAUUGUAUUACAGCUUCCCAGGCGCUUUCAUCCACAUCAGCCGUGCAUAGUAUAUUGGCAUCGGCCCCUAAAGCGGUAAAGUAAUUAGUAUAAUUAGUCGGGUCCACGAGUCGAUAGCUUAGUCGAUGGCUGUGGACCCGAAUUCUCUCGUAUCGC
Yamadazyma tenuis ATCC 10573 is the source of this 679-nucleotide messenger RNA. Lineage: Eukaryota; Fungi; Ascomycota; Pichiomycetes; Serinales; Debaryomycetaceae. The record is from RefSeq and is a predicted model, not a curated record.